Mugil cephalus (flathead mullet) is the source of this 3008-nucleotide messenger RNA. RefSeq names its product synaptophysin-like. Lineage: Eukaryota; Metazoa; Chordata; Actinopteri; Mugiliformes; Mugilidae. The record is from RefSeq and is a predicted model, not a curated record. Gene Ontology annotation, cellular component: presynaptic active zone; synaptic vesicle membrane; synaptic vesicle. The transcript is spliced from 8 exons. The coding region runs from base 62 to 931 and encodes 289 amino acids.
UCUCCUCCCCCUCCUCCCUCCUCCCUCCUCUCCAUCUCCUCUCCUCUCGCCAGGCGCCAGGAUGGACGUCGUAAAUCAGCUGGUGGCCCAGGGUCAGUUCAGGAUCCUGAAGCUUCCUCUGGGCUUCAUCAAGGUCUUACAGUGGUUCUUCUCCAUCUUUGCAUUCUCCACCUGUGGGAGUUAUUCUGGGAUGUUUAAGGUGUCGGUGGAGUGUAAGAACCGGACGUACAGUGACCUGAGCAUCGAGGUGGAGUUUGAGUAUCCGUUCAGACUCCACCAGGUGCACUUCAACGCCCCCAACUGUAAGGACGGGGCCACGGAGCCCUGCUUCCUGGUUGGCGACUACUCUUCCUCGGCUGAGUUCUUCGUCACCAUCGGAGUCUUCGCCUUCCUCUACUCGACGGCGGCCCUCAGCAUCUAUGUCUUCUUCUUUGACAAGUACAAGGAGAACAACAAGGGCCCGUUGAUCGACCUGGGUGUGACCGGCGUGUUCGCCUUCAUGUGGCUGGUGAGCGCGGCGGCUUGGGCCAAAGGUCUGUCCGACGUGAAGACGGCGACCGACCCGGACAAGGUCAUCACUCAGAUCCCCGCCUGUGACGAGGAGUCCAACCGCUGCGGCGAAGUCCACGACCCGGUGAUGUCUGGACUCAACACCUCCGUGGCGUUCGGAUUCAUCAACCUGGUCCUGUGGGUGGGAAACCUCUGGUUCGUGUUCAAAGAGACGGGCAUCAUCGCUCCCUUCAUGCGGGCUCCGCCUCCUCAGGAGAAGCCGGCUGCACCCGAUGCCUAUGGCCAGCAGGGAGCCUACGAACAGGACCCGUACGCUAGCAACCAGGGAGGCUACCAGCCCGACUACAGCCAGCAAGGAUACAACCAGGAGCCGGAGUAUGGCCAGCAGGGGGCGCCCACCUCCUUCUCCAAUCAGAUGUGAGCUGACAGGAAGCGGAAAGUGUUGGAGUGAACAACAGUGGGUCGCCUGCAAGCUACCCACAAUGCAACACUCUCUGUCUAAUGGGUGGGGUGGGUGAGGGGGGGUUAGAUGUUCGAUAUAAUGAAUCAAUGUGUAAAUGAUUAAAAGUUCUAAAUCCACAACUUGAACAAAAGAACGACAGAAACCUUGUGAACCAGCGACGACGUCGAUUCUUCUUCUGAGCGUCACCUGUGGACAGAAUGUAUGUUUGUGUUGUACAGAUAACUUCUAUAGUCUGAGCCGCUUCCUCUAUUCAAUACAAUGACGUGGCCCCGCCCCCUCGUAUAUGCCCCGCCUCCUCAUAUAUGCCCCACCUUCCACGUCAACAAACUACGUUGGCGGCUGUAAAUCAUGAAGUGGUUCAGACUGGGUUCACACUGGCACAAAUCUGAUCCAGAAUGUAGGGAUGUUUGAUACCAGCGAUUUCCUUUCAGAUCCGAUACCGAGUAACAUUCAGGCUGGUAUCGGCAACACUGACCCGAUACCUUGUGUAAAUACGUCCUAAUGUGUCUGGUAAAUGUAACAAACAGUUGUGUAUCAGAAACCAUAGCGUCAUAAAGACAAUAACACAUCAGUGACUGAUUUAAUUAUUUUAAAAUUAGCUUCUAAUUAUUUAUUUUAAAGGACACAAUCGCACAACAUGUGAACACGGUGUUUCAGACACUAACAAAAGUAAAGUAAUAAGACUAUGAAAAUAAAUGAUUGUAUAAUUAUUAAGAACUAGUAUAGAAAUGAAAACUUGCAUCUUAGUUCUGUCCUCAUCAUAAAUGUCUCUGUUGUGGUUUAACCUGAGUUUGUGUUUUACAAGUUUUGUUGUGUUGCCACAGCUGAAUAGUUUAGUUCCUGUGUUUCUGUUGUGUUCCUGUUCAUGAUGAUACAUUACCCAGUAUGACUGAAGUAUCAACAGUGUCAAUAUCUUGAUCUGAGAAUCGAUUUUAGAGCAUGAACAUUUGGUAUCGAUCCGUACAUCCAGAGUGAAACUGGAUUAAAGGGGCGUCUCAAAAACGUUCAUUUCGUCUUUAACAUGAAUAAUAGCACUGAUUCUUUUAACAAGACAAAAAGGAAUAAGUAAGAGUUUUAAAUGUGUCCAAUGCUAACGUCUCGUCCAGUGUUGGAUGUUUGUCUUGCUGCAUGUAGACAUCCAUGUAGGAAGUGACGUCACUCUGGACGCGGUGAAUCCAGUCUGGACUUGAGCUUCAUGGAGGAAACUGAAUCCAAAAUGGCUGCUGGUUGUUAGCAUCGUUCCUGCUACAGAAACGCCCUCAAACCUUUCAGUUGUUUCUGUAACGACACCAGAAACAAAUAGACAACAGGUCACUGAAGCUAAUGCAUGCUAGCACAUUCAGUAUGCUAACACACUGAACACAUUUCACCAACUUAAGGUUAGGUCAACUCUAGCAGACUAGGCUAGUAUCUGCUAACGUAGCUAGUUUUAGCUGACUAGGCUAGUGUCUGCUAACGUAGCUAGUUUUAGCUGACUAGCCUAGUGUUUGCUUACUGGAGCCAGAGGAACGACUUUCUUGAUCAAAAAUGUUUGACCACUUCCUGCCUCAUCAGCUGAUGGCGACGUUUCUGUCAACAAACGUCUUCUCAGCUCUCGGCCAAUCAGAAGCUGGAACAUUCUGGGUUUUAAAAAACAAAAAGAAAAUAAGACAUGAUGCUUUUUCCUCUUCCUCUUCUUCCUGUUUCUCUUCCUCCACUUCCUCUGCAUGGUGAUGUGUUUUCUACUCAUGUUGUUCAGUAACUGAUGAUCAGUGUGAUUCUACUUCCUGUUUCCUGUACAGGUGUGUGUGCUCAUUGCCUGCCCAUACUCUUCCUCUCCCUCCUCCUCUUCCUCACUCUGUCGUUCUUCUCGUUGUUCUCCUCUUCCUCCUCGUUGACGUAAACCUCCGGUGUGAUGAUAUUCUACUCAGCAUCAGUAACCAUGGCGCCAGUGUUGACAGUGAUAAUGAUGAUGUGUGUGUGACUUGUUGCUAUGGAGACCCUCCCCCUGCUGUGUUAAUUCAAUGGAAAGUUUCAAUAAACAACAAAUGUCUCA